AGUGUUCUACUGAUAAAUUCAAACAGAAAAUAAGACCACCUCUAGUCCAAAAUUAGCAACAGCGAAGAAGUAAAUGAUAAGUCUCACGAGUUUGAAACCGAUAGUUAUCAGUAUUCAUCCAAAUCAGUUUCCUUGAGCAAAUGACUAGUAGACACCGCACCACCAUUUAGCCUCAUCCUUUUCAGAGCAGUGGAUUUUGUGGUAUUGAAAGAUGAGCUUAUCUCAGAAUGCUCCGACAAGUAAGGCUAAUAAAAGAGAGGAGCUCAAGAAACAGUACAAAGAUGGGGAAGAGAUUGUGUCCGAUGAUGAUCUCACAAGGGGAAAGAGAAGAAAGACAGAUAAGGAGAAGGAGAAGCUACAAGAAUCGGAAGUGGUUGAAAUGAAAAAGCUUGAGAAUUUGAUAUUCGGGUCACUCUACUCACCUGUUACGUUUGGUAAGGAAGAAGAAGAAGAUGGUUCGGCUUUGUUUCAUGUAGACCGUUCUGCUGUGAGGCAGAUUCCGGAUUACGAGGAUGAUGAUGAUGAAGAGCUUUCUGAUGAAGAGACUGGUCAAGUUGUGGGAAUUAGAAAGGGAGAAGCCGCCUGGGAGGAUGAAGAAGAGAAACAGAUAAACAUUGAUAUAGCUAGUGUCAACCGUCUGAGGAAGCUAAGGAAAGAGGAGAAUGAGGGCUUGAUCUCUGGCUCUGAGUACAUUGCAAGGCUGAGGGCUCAUCAUGCUAAGCUAAACCCGGGGACUGAUUGGGCUCGGCCAGAUUCUCAAGUGAUUGAUGGAGAGUCUUCAGAUGAUGAUGAUACCCAGAAUGGAGGAGUUGAUGAUAUUCUCCGGACGAAUGAAGAUCUUGUGGUGAAGUCCCGUGGCAACAAGCUGUGUGCUGGUCGUCUUGAAUACUCAAAGCUAGUUGAUGCCAAUGCAGCGGAUCCUUCAAAUGGCCCGAUAAACUCUGUCCACUUCCAUCAGAACGCUCAGCUGCUUCUCACUGCUGGAUUGGAUCGACGGUUAAGGUUUUUCCAGAUUGAUGGAAAGAGGAACACCAAGAUCCAGAGCAUUUUUCUUGAGGACUGUCCCAUUCGUAAGGCGGCUUUCUUGCCCAAUGGCUCUCAGGUCAUUGUCUCCGGAAGAAGAAAGUUCUUUUACAGCUUUGAUUUGGAGAAGGCAAAGUUUGACAAAAUUGGCCCUUUGGUUGGUAGAGAGGAGAAAAGCUUGGAACAGUUUGAGGUGUCACAAGACUCUAACACCAUAGCUUUUAUUGGCAACGAAGGUUAUAUCUUACUUGUGUCGACAAAAACAAAAGAGCUGAUAGGAACCCUAAAGAUGAACGGUUCAGUUAGGUCCUUAGCAUUUAGUGACAAUGGGAAGCAUUUGCUGAGCUCAGGAGGUGAUGGGCAAGUCUACGUCUGGGAUCUGAGAACAAUGAAAUGCUUAUACAAAGGUGUGGAUGAAGGCAGCACUUGUGGCACUUGUCUUUGCAGUUCGCUAAACGGAGCAUUGUUUGCCUCUGGAACCGAUAGAGGAAUCGUAAACAUUUACAAGAAAUCUGAGUUUGUGGGAGGCAAGAGAAAGCCGAUAAAGACAGUGGACAAUCUCACUUCCAAGAUAGAUUUCAUGAAGUUCAACCAUGAUGCUCAGAUUUUAGCUAUAGUCUCUACAAUGAACAAAAACAGCGUAAAGCUAGUCCAUGUUCCAUCCCUAACCGUCUUCUCAAACUGGCCGCCACCCAACAGCACAAUGCAUUACCCUCGCUGCCUAGACUUCAGCCCCGGAAGUGGCUUCAUGGCUAUGGGAAACGCCGCCGGAAAAGUUUUACUGUAUAAACUGCAUCAUUACCAGAAUGCUUGAAGUGGUCUUAGCAAGGGCAGUUUUGGGAUUGUUGUGUUUUAUCCUUUAUUUUGUCGCUAGUACUCUUUAUGUUAUCAAUUUUCCUAUCCAAUUUUCGAUCAAUGAAAAAUUUUCUUUCUG
Arabidopsis arenosa is the source of this 1957-nucleotide messenger RNA. The record is from the annotation of a GenBank genome assembly. Lineage: Eukaryota; Viridiplantae; Streptophyta; Magnoliopsida; Brassicales; Brassicaceae.